Messenger RNA from Insectozyma verbasci, 444 nucleotides. NCBI's taxonomy places the organism in Eukaryota, Fungi, Ascomycota, Pichiomycetes, Serinales, Debaryomycetaceae. The record is from the annotation of a GenBank genome assembly.
AUGAGAUUUAUUACUGCUGCUAUUUCAACUUUAUUCUUUACUUUGGUUUCGGCUGAUGCUUCACCAAUUACAACUGCUCCAGAUACUACUGCUACUGAUGCUGCAAAUUGGUCUACUUAUCCAUCAGUAGCUAAAACUGCCUCAAUUAAUGGUUUUGCUGAUAAAAUUUAUGAUCAAUUACCUGACUGUGCAAAGCCAUGUAUGUUUGCAGAUACUUCAAAAACUCCUUGUCCUUACUGGGAUACUGGUUGUCUUUGUGUUAUUCCAAAUUUCGUUGCAGCUGUUGCUGAUUGUGUUGCUCAAAGAUGUAAAGGGAAAGAUGUUGAAAAAAUGAGAUCUUUAGCUACUUCUGAAUGUUCAGAAGCUGGUGUUUGGACUCCUUAUUGGAUUGUUCCUGCUACUGCUGAUUCAUCAUUACAAGCAGCUGCUACUCAAACAGCUUGA